AUGGUCAACGCCCUCCGUAAACCUGCUGCGGCGAGGGCGACUCUGCGGGGGCCAUCGGCGGCGGCGCCCGCCGCGCUCACGGAAGAUAGUCUGAAGCUGCACGAGCAGCUAGUGUACUCGAGUGCGGACGGUGUCACGACUGAGGACGAGGUGGGUGAGAAGUUCAAGAACGUGGGUAAGAACACCCAGAUGAGCGCGUGGAAGAUGUUCGAGAAGAGCAGACAGAGCGGAGGUGUUGAUGGAGAUUACAAGAACUCAACAAAGGGCAGCGGGGCAAACGAGAAGAAGCAGCCGCUGCUGAAGAAGUGGGUCUUGGACAAGGGCACGUGCGGCGGCCACUACAUUAGCUACGUGCAGGAAGUCAGCAUUAACAGGUCCAGGACCAAGAGCUGGGGGAAUACCGAGCUGGCCGAGCGAGUCAAGGGUGGCACCAUCAGGGCUCGGCGCGACCCGAAGGACACUCGCUUCUGGGAGUUCCAGAUUGUGACAGGUACGACGGCAGUUACAGCCGCCCUCGGUAAGAAGUUGAAGAUGCAGUCGGACGCGACGAAGCCCGUGGACAACAAGGGGUUAUUGAAGUUCCAGAAGGCCAACCCCUACCUGCUUAACGAGGAUGGCUUCUACAUUACCAAGCCUGGCGACGAGGACGACGACUCUGACGAGAAGCAAGAGGGCUCCGCCAAUCUCGACUCAGACUUGGCGAAGACGCUCGGCAUCAAGAAGAUUACGCAACAGCCGAAGCAGAGUGCUUCGCAGGCUGGCACAGGCGGAGCUGUCGAUUGGGAUGCGAUGUCACAGAUCGACUGCGUGGCAAACGAAGAUGUGAAGAUGAGGCUCAUCCAAUUCAAGAUGGCGAUGGAGAAGGACGAUUCGUUCUUGGACCAAGUGUCAAUCACAUAUUUUCAAAGGGGCCCGCCUGCGCACACGGGCGACAUCGCGAAGCAGCGCGUUCUGCAGAAGAAAAUGGCCAACGUCUUUGAGGAUAUCAAGAAGUGCCGCUGUUCAUCGAAAGGCAAUAAAGAGUCCGUGAAUAAAAUGAUGCUGAUCUGCAUUGCCGUCAUGCGCGACGUCAAGGCGUUCAAAGCUGACCUGAAGAAGAGGGGCAUUACGACCACUGCCAAGAAGAACCCGAACAUGGACGGCAUUGCAGAGGAUGGCGAGGACGAGUGA
This is a messenger RNA of Prorocentrum cordatum, 1170 nucleotides long. Lineage: Eukaryota; Dinophyceae; Prorocentrales; Prorocentraceae. The record is from the annotation of a GenBank genome assembly.